Messenger RNA from Echinococcus granulosus, 783 nucleotides. Its product is annotated as Protein canopy. The transcript is spliced from 6 exons. Bases 1 to 783 code for a protein of 260 amino acids. The record is from RefSeq and is a predicted model, not a curated record. Lineage: Eukaryota; Metazoa; Platyhelminthes; Cestoda; Cyclophyllidea; Taeniidae.
AUGUUACUCAUUCUACUGUCUUUCUUGUUUUUAUCAAGCAACUCGUUCGCUGACCUUCUUGGUGUCGAAGCACCAACGGCGUGUGAAGUGUGCAAAUUAUUCUGUCAUGAGUUUAUGCUACGCUACAACGCAACUGACAGCUCGGCAAUGCUCGACUUUCACGGCGCUUCCAAUAAGAAAGUGCCUUAUUCCACAUCGGAGCUGCGGCUGACAGAAAUAAUGCAGGACCCAGACCUGUGCACCAGCAUGCUUCAAUACAGACUGCACAAUGAAAGAAAGGACAGUACUCGAUUCCAGAAGUCUCGGCCACAAACUUUUGAAACCUUGCGUCAAUUGGUAGACCGUGGUGUUGAUGUUAAGUUGGAUAUUCCACUGUCUCUGUGGGACUCGCCUUCUGUAGAAAUAUCCAUGCUCAAGGAGAAGUGCGAACAGCUAGUCGUAGAAUACGAGAGUUUGAUCGAGGAAUGGUUCUUCGAUCACCAUGAUGAAACAUCCAUCGUAGAUUACCUUUGCAGACAGCGUCUCUUGAAAAAUAUGCCUCUGGCCUGUCUCGAUGAACCGAUGCUGGUCGAAUCAAGCCAAGAAGGGAGUAGAGGCGUGUCCUCGGUACCAAGUCAUGAACCCAGCUCAGAAGACGGAUGUGCUUUACGAAGUGACAGUGUCGCAUUCUCAAAAGCCCCUCUCGAACCUGAAAAGUGGGGUAAUGCAACAUUUCGCACACCAUGUGCAGGAUCUAAGGAACAAGCUGAAUACUCCAAUGCACGACCGUUGACGGAACUUUGA